AUGUUAGAAACAAUUUUAUUUGCUAUUUUUAUUUGGUCAUUAAUAAUUUUAAAAAUUAUUUUCCGUUCCACCCCACAAGAAACCCAAACCAAUAACUUCACCCAAAUCAAUAGCCACACCCACACCAAUAACGACACCCACACCAACAACGAAACCCAAGCCAACAAUAACACCCACACCAAUAACCACACCCACAUCAAUAACCACAAAAUUAAUGAAACCACAAAUUCUACCCCAAUCGAUCAAUCCCCAAAAGAAAAUAAUAAAUAUGAUAGUACCUCAACAUUCCAUUAUUCCGCAUACAGAAACAUGUAUUGUUGUUCCGAAUAUCAUAAUAGUAGAGAAAAUUCUGGUCGUUCCGCAGUAGUUCAAGAAAUUUUAAGUCAUUCCCCAAAAAAAUUUCUUGAAAAACUCCAUGCCUCAAAGGAACCAUCACAACCAGAAAAUGUAUUUCCAUAUUCACCAUUCGACCAUACCAGAGAAAGAAUGGAAAAAGAAAAUAUGGAAAUAUUAAAAAAGGAACAACAAAAAGAAAAUGAAUAUAUGGAGCAAUUAAAAAGAGAAACCCAAGUAAAAGAACGUAUUGAAAAAUUACAAAAAGAAAGAAAAGAAAGAGAAUAUAGAGAAUCUUUGGAAAUACAAAGAUUAAAAAAAGAAAGACUAGAAAAAGAAAUUAUAGAACGUAGAGAAGCUAAGGAAAAGCAAAGAAAAGAAAAAGAAAGAGAAAAAAAAGAAAAAGAACAAAAAGAAAGAGAACAGAAAGAAAGAGAAGAAUUAGGACGUACCCAAACAAUAUUAAAAGAAACAUUAGAAAGAGCUAUGGAAAGGGUACGUUUAGAAGAUUUAGAAAGACAAAGAUUGGAAAGAGAAAGAGAAAGAGAAGAAAGAGAAAGAGAACAACAAUUAAGAGAACAACAAGAGAGAGAAGAAAGAGAAAAUCAAGAAAGAGAACAACAGCAACAAAGAGAACAACAAGAAAGAGAAGAAGCAGAACGUAGAGAAAACGAAAAUACUUGCACUAUUUGCAUCGAAAGAAUUGAACCAAGCCAACUUGCAGCAAUCGAUUGUAACCACAUGUUUUGUUUCGAUUGCAUUAUGGAAAUGUCUUAUCGUCGUAAUAACACAUGUCCAAAUUGUAGAGCUCCAUUCUAUUUGGUUAGAAGAGUCAAUCAAGCAAAUGGUUCAACAAACGAAUCCGACAUAGAGCAAGGUGAUCAAAGUCCACAAAUUUAA
This is a messenger RNA of Dictyostelium purpureum, 1233 nucleotides long. RefSeq lists its product as uncharacterized. The record is from RefSeq and is a predicted model, not a curated record. The coding region runs from base 1 to 1233 and encodes 410 amino acids. The transcript has 2 exons. Lineage: Eukaryota; Evosea; Eumycetozoa; Dictyosteliales; Dictyosteliaceae.